Molecule: messenger RNA, 6207 nt
Organism: Wasmannia auropunctata (little fire ant)
Lineage: Eukaryota; Metazoa; Arthropoda; Insecta; Hymenoptera; Formicidae
Gene: GAPcenA
Product: rab GTPase-activating protein 1-like
Exons: 17
Coding region: 1128-4337 (1069 amino acids)
Source: RefSeq, a predicted model, not a curated record
GGAUACAAUUAAUCGGGGACAUACAGUGGCUCUCGCCGUCGAGAGUGUAUUACCGAUCUGUCCCCGUGUUCAUCUACUCCAUCUGCAAGGUACUCCCGUUAUAUCGAGAGGACAGUAUCGACGCGUUCCUCGCGGGGUAAUCGGAGGGCAAUCCCCUACCACUCCAGAGACUUCGAGGCCGUGUGUGGGUAUACUCGCGAAUGGCCGACCCCGCCGCCGUCGCCGUCGUCGUGUCGUCGACGUUUCUGUCAGCCGUCGCGCCGCUCGCCACGGGGGAAGUCAUGUAAAUGUCCGUCCGCCGUCGGGUCGCGGGGAAACGCGUGCGGUGAAUCGAGGCGAAGCGAGGCACGAGGUCCGGGCGCGGCGACACGCGCCGGAGGGACGUGAGAAAGAGAGAGAGAGAGAGAGAGAGAGAGGAAGCGAGGUGGCCGCGGGACCAACCGACGGUCGUGUGUCGUGGUGUCGAAGGUGGGAGUCGGGAGCCACACACGGUUAUUGGAGCUGGAGUUGGGGCCGUGUCGAAGGCCACACGAAGAACCACACGCCGGGAUCGGGAAGGGUGGAGGAUCCACGAGCCGCGAGGAAGGCGAUCUCUCGUCGUCGUCGGUCGCGGACAACGUCACGGGAACGGGACUCCCCCCCGGGAGGUGUGUCGUCGUCUCGUCUCGGGAUAAGCUCGGCGAACUAGGGCGGAUACGCGGGAUCCGUCAUCGCCUGAAAUAAUACAUCACGGGAAAAAUCACAAUCAAAGAGAGAGAAAGAGAGAGACAGCUAGAGAGAGAGAGAGAGAGAGAGAUCACGGACGGAUGCGUUGCCCGUCGCACAACGGUGAUGCCGUCGACGCGAAUCUCGCACGUGCUCCGCUGGCUUCCCUCGGACUUGAUCACGGCCUCCAAACGGACUGUCUCGUUCUAAUGGGCCGCGCCGAGCACGGAGCACGAGGGUGACGCGGCUGAGAGUUAGACUGGCGAGGCAGCAGGAGGUGAUACACCUUCCCCGUUGAUAUCAGCCGUGUCGCCUGGGGGGACGUUUCCAGGGAUACUGGAGCAAAAAUAACACACUCCGCUACGCUGGGAACGCACAGAGUCACUCGUGUUCUUGAGAGGAAGUCGUAGUCUUACCUAGUUAUGGAGGAUAGCAUGAGUGUAAAGUCCAUGGAAUCAGUGGCGACAAGCGAUGAAUAUGAAUUUGUGAAUGAGAAAGGUACUAGCAAGCAGCAGCCAGCCCUCUUAGAACCACCCAUGCUAAAAAUCGCUAAUAACGGCAAUUUGGAGGAUCUGCAAAAUAAUCUCCGUGAGAUUUUGACAGAGGACUCGAAAAUGGAGGGAAGUGAGUUCAAAGUGACGAGUGCCAGCCAACCGAACCAAGAGAAGACGAAGAAGGUGGGCCACAGUCAAUUUUACGACGUUAGCUCUUGCGUUGUCUCGUCGGAGAAGCAGGAUAUUAUGAAGCCCGAAGAUUAUCUUGAGGAGGAGUUAAACACAUUGUCGCACGUUCAACAAGAAUGCACUAUUUUCAACGGUGUUACGUAUCUCGGAGCAGCUGCCAUAAAUGCGCCAAAAUCAGAAUGUGAAAUCCAACGUAACAUGAAUAUAUUAAAUGCCGAGCAGUCCUUGACUUUAGGAAUAAGGGUUUCUGUCUCUGUGCCGAGUAGUUCGCAAGGUUCAGUUAUUUUAUAUGAUGCUGCAACACAACAAGCCAUCGCCCGUUAUGAAGUCCAGCGUAUUCUAUUUUAUGCACGUGGUGAGAGUACUGGUUCAUGCGCAGCGUGUUUUGCUUUUACAUGGUCACACGGUGAUACUUUAGAAUCUGCCAUUUAUCAAUGUCACGUUUUCCGCUGCGAUAUACCAGAAGCGGUCGGACAAGUGUCAGCCUGCUUUUCAAAAGCGUUUCACAGAAUACCACGGUCAAUGACAAGCUCUUUGACGGGCAGUGACUUCAACGGUUUCAAUGCUGGCGAAAAAGUUAACUCUAGAGUAUUUAUCUUUGAAGUCACUAUGGAAAUAAAGGAGGAAGAUGGGAAAGGUAGUUUUAGUACGGUACCCAAGGAUAGAAAUUGUUUCAAAUUGCGGAGCAAUGUGGCGAAACAAGUUUGUUUGAGUAUCCAGCAAGUGUCCAGUAAAGAAGGUGGCAUUACGCUUGAAGUCGAGAGAUGCUUCGGAGUACUCGUUAGCCCCGGGCGAAAUGUUAAGCACAGUGAUAUGCGACUACUCGAGAUGGUAAAGAGAGAUUCACACCAGCAAGUUAAUUUUAUGUCUAUAAUCAGCUCAGAUGUUCGCAAUAUUACAACAAUUUUGCAGCAAGUUAAUACUGGACCAAUAUUGCAAGACAAACAGUGCUAUAAUAUUUGCGGACGUUGGGAUCCCGCGGAUCCCGCUUUGGAGACUCUUAAUAUAGAAACUCCCAGAGAGGGCAAAACUUUCAUGACUGUUGCCGUCGAUCUUGUUAUUAGAGAUAUUCGGGAACCAGUGAGAUUUGUGAUAGAAACCUCGGUUAAAGUAUUCCCGCAAAAUGAAAGAUUUUGGUAUUUUAAUAAAAGAAAUCUCGUGCAACAGUUUUAUCUCAAUUCCAAAGAGAUAAUUUCCGGGGAUGCAGAGGUACAUCACGAAGUACAAAGCAUAGAAACAUCGGGUGAAUUAGAUAGAAACAGAUUAAAUCUGGCUCUGAAUCUGGCAUCUUUAAUUAGAUCGCCCUCUUUAACUAGCAUCGACACACUUACACCUAAAGAAGAAAUAGAUUCAGACGGGGAUGAGCCCAUGUUGAGUGGUACAGGCGAAGUGUCGAAGGAUUGCUCGGCAGACGAAUUGGCUAGCUGGGCUGAAGUUUUAGACAGUUGGCAAGUUAACGAGCAACGUCCAAAGCUUCUUAUAAAACUGACAAAACAAGGAAUUCCCGAAGCUCUACGCGGCGAAGUUUGGCAACGUCUGAGUAACUGCGACAAUUCACAAGAGAUGAUGGACAAAUAUAGAAUGUUAAUUACGAAAGAGAGCAGCUGCGAGAGCGUAAUUUUAAGGGAUAUUAAUAGAACAUUUCCAGCCCACGAUUUCUUUAAAGAAACAGGCGGUUUAGGGCAAGACUCUUUAUACAGAAUAAGUAAAGCAUACGCUGUUCACGAUGAAGAGGUUGGAUAUUGUCAGGGCCUCAGUUUUUUAGUUGCUAGUCUGUUACUGCACAUGCCCGAGGAGCAAGCAUUCUGUGUUCUGGUCAAAUUAAUGUACGAUUAUGGUCUUCGACAUUUAUACAAGGAUAGAUUUGACAACCUUUACAUGCGAUUUUAUCAACUAAAUCGUUUGAUAGAAGAUCAAUUGCCGGAACUCUAUAAGCAUUUCUGUGAUCGCGGUGUAGAAACGCACAUGUUCGCCGCACAAUGGUUUCUAACUCUAUUUACUGCUAGAUUUCCAUUAUAUCUUGUCUUUCAUAUCUUGGACGUAUUUCUUUUACAAGGACUCGACACGUUAUUCCAAGUCGCCCUCGCUUUGUUGAUGCUUUGUAAAAAAGAGUUAUUACAACUAGACUUUGAGAGCAUAUUAAAGUACUUCCGGGUGCACUUACCAAAACGUUGCCGAAACGAAGAAGUUGCGCGCUACGUCAUGAAGUUAGCUUGUUCAGUGACGUUGAAGAAACUGAAGAAGUAUGAAGCAGAAUUUAUGACGUUGAAAGAGGCGCAGGAAAAUGCUGAUGAAUACAGCAACGAGGUCGAGCAACUGCGCGGGACAGUGGCCAGAAAUGAAGAAGAAAAGCAAAGAUUGGAGGCAGAACUCCUGCAGAUUAAGGAGAUGCUGCAGCGCGAGGUAGCUCGGGCGGACGCUGAGAGCCGCAGAAGCAAUGUCAUUAUAGCCGAAUACAAGCAGAUCUGUCAGCGUUUGGAGGACGAUUACAACGCUGCGAAAACAACGUUGAGCGAGUUACGGGCGAAGGUUUCGAAAUGCGAGAAAUGUAGGACGUGCAUAAUGGACUCGUCGAACAUACUGGCGGACAUCGCGCAUCCUUUGGAGAACCGAAUAGAUCCCAUGCUUCACAGGGUGCAGGAGAGGGUGCGCGAGCUGGAGCUGGAGUUAGCGCAGACGAAGUUGGCGCACGUCGAGGCCGAGUGCCGGAAUCAGGAUCUGACGCAUCAGUUGCACGCCACCGCAUCUGAGCUGCAAGCCGCGCGGAACAGUUGGCCGUGGCUCAGCAAAACCUUGUCCAGUAUAAAGGAAGCGGCGAACAAGAGGGAAGCGAUGGCACCGACCCCGCUGAGAGAUCUGAGGCGCGACAGCGCGCCUGGAGGUGAUCUGCACCAUCUAAUACAUUCUCGUAGCCGUGAAACACGCGACAGUCUCAAGGAAGUUGUGUGAUGCAACAAAAUGCCAUUAGGAGGAGGAAAAUACGUACAUCUCGGAGUCAUGUAAUCACAUCGACGGACAUAUGUGAACAUGAUGUAUGUUCGUAAUUACUUGUAAUGUACGACUUGAUCUGUUAACUCGAUGUAUUCUUUGUCACGUUCCCCAACCAUAUCGCACAUCAAAGUGCUUUUGAUCAAACAGCUCCUUUUACAAAACAGCUGAUAUUACAUUGAAAUUUUUUGUUAAGAUCUUGUUAUGUUUUGAAAAUAGAUUCGUUUCUGUGAUUUUUUUUUCUUUUUCUUUCUGACAUUACGAGUAUAAACGCUUAUAUUAACAUUAUUUUUUACGUUUAUUCCUUUUUCUUCCUUUCAUUCGACGUAUAUAAAUAUAUAUAUGUAAACGCAAUGCUCGACGUAAAAAUUUACACAACGCCACGCGGUUAUGAACAAUCCACCGAAGAGGAAUCACGUUACGUAAAUACGACAGAUUAUUUACAAUAAUAGGAAAUAAAAGUACACAUGCCGCGUUUUGUAUGAAACUAGUCUAAGUGUGAAAGGGAGAAAAUAGAGAUUUCUAUGUACAUACAGUAACUUUCGAGUAACAGUAGUCAUGACAAUUCUACUGGACAAAUGCGUGAUUACGAAAAUCAGAAUUUACAUUGUAACGAGGAGGUAAUUGUUUUGUUUACUUUUCUAUUAACUGAUUUUUUUUUUUCGUGAUAUGAUUUUUAUCUGGAUUAACGUAACAUUCCAAAAUAGUGUGAACGCGUUUUUUCUUCCAUGUAUCUUUAUUAUUAAGUCCACUAUUCUGCAAUGAUUUCAACUCUCAACUGGCGUAAUUGAUAAUUACAUACGUAUAGUUUUGACGAUUCUACUGACACAAUAUAUUCCGAUAAUUCUACUAACCCACAUAUAGCGUUAGAUUUGAUAUUAACAACUUUCACUAUUUUAGUUUUAUAUUAUACUUUUGUCACCGAUAAACACGCGACACGUAUAUAAUAUUUUAAUAUUUCCCACAUUUCAUCAUGGGAUAAUUAAUCAUAAAAAUGUAGCAGAAUAGAUACACGUGUAAAUUACACAGUAGUUGCGAGAUAUUUAUAAUCUUGUUUAGUUACGCAAUUUGCACUUUGUUUUGAUAAAAUUUGUAGCAAGAACGAACGUUACUAAAAACCAUAGAUUAUGGUGUUAAGGCACUACUUAAAAAUGCAAUUCCAUUGAUGUGUAAUUUUGUCUAGUAUUAUAAGUGUUUCAACAAUAAAUUUGCUAUACACUUGUAGUACAUUCUUGACUAUCAAACUUGGCUUUGCAAGUCGUGCCAUUUAUAUAUAAGUAUGAUAUAUUUAUUUAUACGGAUUUACAAGGAAGAAUUAAAAGAUUACAACUUUAUGCGAAAAAUAUUAAAACUGCAUUUAUAUAAAGUUAUAAGCAUACUUGUGUACUAUUAAGUUAUUGUUAACAACGAAAUUUAUUGAAAUUGAUGCAUAUUUUUUUAUUGUAUUUAACUUUUUUUUUAUUAAAUUCAAUUUAUUGAAAUUAUUAAUGAGUAAUACGUACACGAUUUCGAGCAAAGUUUAUGGUCACGUUUGACUUAUACUCUAGCGAAUAACCGCUUGUAUCGAAAAAUGGAAGACUUUAUUUCUGUAAAUACUAAAACAAUGACAACAGUCGAAAUCGUCUAACAGAAUCAUGUAAAGUCUUAGGCUAACUACGUACGAACCAUUGUAUACCCUGUAAUUUCAUUCCACUGAAAUAAAGAAAAGAUAUCACGUUUCCAUGUAAAAUAUUUAAUAUUAAGAAGCUCGGUAAACUUUUAUGCCAUAUAAUGUGUACAUGUUUAUCUGUAUUAGGAUAAAAAUAUAUUGAGAACAUUACAUCUGUUCAAA